GCGGCCUCAGAACCACUGGCGCCCGCCCCGCCCCGCCCCGCGCUGCCCAGCGCCGGCUCCGCAGCUCGCGCCCGCCCGCCCGCCGGCCCGCCCGGCGCCGGGCCAUGGCGCUGCUGCGGGAUGUGUCGCUGCAGGACCCGCGGGACCGCUUCGAGCUGCUGCAGCGCGUGGGGGCCGGGACCUAUGGCGACGUCUACAAGGCCCGCGACACGGUCACGUCCGAACUGGCCGCCGUGAAGAUAGUCAAGCUAGACCCAGGGGACGACAUCAGCUCCCUCCAGCAGGAAAUCACCAUCCUGCGUGAGUGCCGUCACCCCAAUGUGGUGGCCUACAUUGGCAGCUACCUCAGGAAUGACCGCUUGUGGAUCUGCAUGGAGUUCUGCGGAGGGGGCUCCCUGCAGGAGAUUUACCAUGCCACUGGGCCCCUGGAGGAGCGGCAGAUUGCCUACGUCUGCCGAGAGGCUCUGAAGGGGCUCCACCACCUGCAUUCUCAGGGGAAGAUCCACAGAGACAUCAAGGGAGCCAACCUUCUCCUCACUCUCCAGGGAGAUGUCAAGCUGGCUGACUUUGGGGUGUCAGGCGAGCUGACAGCAUCUGUGGCCAAGAGGAGGUCUUUCAUUGGGACUCCCUACUGGAUGGCUCCGGAGGUGGCUGCCGUGGAGCGCAAAGGUGGCUACAACGAGCUAUGUGACGUCUGGGCCCUGGGCAUCACCGCCAUUGAGCUGGGCGAGCUGCAGCCCCCUCUGUUUCACCUGCAUCCCAUGAGGGCCCUGAUGCUCAUGUCGAAGAGCAGCUUCCAGCCGCCUAAACUGAGAGAUAAGACUCGCUGGACCCAGAAUUUCCACCACUUCCUCAAAUUGGCCCUGACCAAGAAUCCCAAGAAGAGGCCGACAGCAGAGAAGCUCCUGCAGCACCCAUUCACAACCCAGCAGCUCCCUCGGGCCCUCCUCACACAGCUGCUGGACAAAGCCAGUGACCCUCAUCUAGGGACCCCCUCCCCUGAGGACUGUGAGCUGGAGACCUAUGACAUGUUUCCAGACACCAUUCAUUCCCGGGGGCAGCACGGCCCGGCCGAGAGGACCCCUUCGGAGAUCCAGUUUCACCAGGUGAAAUUUGGCGCCCCACGCAGGAAGGAAACUGACCCACUGAAUGAGCCGUGGGAGGAAGAGUGGACACUACUGGGAAAGGAAGAGCUCAGUGGGAGCCUGCUGCAGUCGGUCCAGGAGGCCCUGGAGGAAAGGAGCCUGACCAUUCGGUCAGCCUCAGAAUUCCAGGAGCUGGACUCCCCAGAAGAUGCCAUGGGAACCAUCAAGCGGGCCCCAUUCCUAGGGCCACUCCCCACUGAGCCUCCAGCAGAGGAGCCUCUGUCCAGUCCCCCAGGAACCCUGCCCCCACCUCCUUCAGGCCCCAACAGCGCCCCACUGCUGCCCACGGCCUGGGCCACCAUGAAGCAGCGGGAGGAUCCUGAGAGGUCAUCCUGCCACGGGCUCCCCCCAACCCCCAAGGUGCACAUGGGCGCCUGCUUCUCCAAGGUCUUCAACGGCUGCCCCCUGCGGAUCCACGCUGCUGUCACCUGGAUUCACCCUGUUACUCGGGACCAAUUCCUGGUGGUGGGGGCCGAGGAAGGCAUCUACACACUCAACCUGCAUGAACUGCAUGAGGAUACGCUGGAGAAGCUGAUUUCACAUCGCUGCUCCUGGCUCUACUGCGUGAACAACGUGCUGCUGUCACUCUCAGGGAAAUCCACGCACAUCUGGGCCCAUGACCUCCCAGGCCUGUUUGAGCAGCGGAGGCUACAGCAACAGGUUCCCCUCUCCAUCCCCACCAACCGCCUCACCCAGCGCAUCAUCCCCAGGCGCUUUGCUCUGUCCACCAAGAUUCCUGACACCAAAGGCUGCUUGCAGUGUCGUGUGGUGCGGAACCCCUACACGGGUGCCACCUUCCUGCUGGCCGCCCUGCCCACCAGCCUGCUCCUGCUGCAGUGGUACGAGCCGCUGCAGAAGUUCCUGCUGCUGAAGAACUUCUCCAGCCCCCUGCCCAGCCCAGCUGGGAUGCUGGAGCCGCUGGUGCUGGAUGGGAAGGAGUUGCCGCAGGUGUGUGUGGGGGCCGAGGGGCCUGAGGGGCCUGGCUGCCGUGUCCUGUUCCAUGUCCUGCCCCUGGAGGCUGGCCUGACGCCUGACAUCCUCAUCCCACCUGAGGGAAUCCCAGGCUCGGCUCAGCAGGUGAUCCAGGUGGACAGGGACACAGUCCUAGUCAGCUUUGAACGCUGCGUGAGGAUUGUCAACAUGCAGGGCGAGCCCACGGCCACACUGGCGCCUGAGCUGACCUUUGACUUCCCCAUUGAGACUGUGGUGUGCCUGCAGGACAGCGUGCUGGCCUUCUGGAGCCAUGGGAUGCAAGGCCGCAGCCUGGAUACCAACGAGUGCUUCCCACCCAUCUUCCCAGGUGACCCAGGAGAUCACAGAUGAAACAAGGAUCUUCCGAGUGCUUGGGGCCCACAGAGACAUCAUCCUGGAGAGCAUCCCCACUGACAACCCACAGGCGCACAGCAACCUCUACAUCCUCACGGGCCACCAGAGCACCUACUGAGAGUGGCGGGCCUGGCCAGGGGCUCCCCACCCCACCCCAUGCCUUAGCUGCAGGCCCUUUUGGGCAAAGGGGCCCAUCCCAGACCAGAGGAGCCCAGGCCUUGGCCCUGCUGGGGCUGAAGGGCAGAAGUAAUCCUGAGAAAUGUUUCAGGCCUGGGGAGGGAGGGGAGCCUCCCACGCCUCUGCAAUAACUGGACUGGGGGAGCUGCUGUCACCUCCCCUUCCCCGAGGCAGCCGAGUCCCUAGUGCCCAAGGCAGGGGCCCUGGGCCUGGGCCAUUCAUUCCAUUUUGUUCCACAUUUCCUUUCUACUCUUUCUGCCAAGAGCCUGCCCCUGCAUUUGUUCUGGGAAACACGGUAUUUAAGAGAGAACUAUAUUGGUAUUAAAGCUGGUUUGUUUUACUCCUCUGGUCCCUCUGGGUCGGGGGAGUGAAACCACUUCA
Molecule: messenger RNA, 3029 nt
Organism: Macaca mulatta (Rhesus monkey)
Lineage: Eukaryota; Metazoa; Chordata; Mammalia; Primates; Cercopithecidae
Source: RefSeq, a predicted model, not a curated record